UAUGUUUACACUUAUAUCUGAACUAAAUACGAGCAUAUCUAGCUAUUUUAAUAUGUUUUCGAAAUGCAAAAUAUUGUUUAUUUUUGGAAUAACCAGCACGGCAUUGUUAUUUGGAGUUUACUAUAAAUUUCUUGAAUUAAGUUAUAAUCCAGUGGGAACUAAAAAUAUUGAAUACUAUUCCCAAGCUUCAGUUGGUUAUAAUGAUGAGUAUAAACCCUCGUAUAACAUAAAACUUUUCAGAAACUCAUCUAUUGCUAGAUUUCCUAGCGAUAUCUGUAAUGUAAAUGUCACACUUCUUGUGUUUAUUGUCUCUGCCUCACAAAACGUCUUAGCUCGCGAAGCAAUAAGAAGUACAUGGGGCACAGCAUGCUCAAAUUCGCACAAAGAUGCCAAAUGUGUCUUUGUCGUUGGCCGAAGUCGAAACGAAUCACUUAAUCGCUACAUUUUGAAAGAAUCUGAUGUCUAUAAAGAUAUUCUGAUUGUGUCGUCUUAUGAUGUGUAUUCGAAUUUAACCUACAAAACAAUGCUUGCCUUACAAUGGAGUACAAUGAACUGUAAUGGAAAAAUAAAGUUUGUGAUGAAAACGGACGAUGACAUGUUUGUAAGUGUUACCAGCCUGACUGCGUACUUAAACAAUGCUCCAAAACAAAGUUAUUUUAUAGGGAAGUGUUGGGGCCCAGCUAUGCCAAUUCGAAAUAAGAAUUCUAAAUGGUACGUUACUUUGAAACAGUACAAUCACAAACACUAUCCCGUAUUUUGCAGCGGAACUGGAUAUGUGUUGUCUUACGACGUGGCAGUAUCUGUAGUUCAAAUAUCAAGCACAGUUCCAUUUUUGUAUUUAGAAGACGUUUAUGUUGCCAUUUGCGCUCAUAGGCAAGGAAUAAUUCCUAAAAACGUGGCAGGAUUUUAUAACACAAAAAAAGUUCUUAAUUCAUGCAAAGAUGUCCACACGGUAUUCACGUCCCAUGGAAUAUCAGCAUCAGAAAUGUGGGAUGUAUGGAGGAAACUUGGAAAUUGUAGUUCUACAGAUAUAGUUGAAUGAACAUCAUAAACCUGAUAUUAAGAAUCGGUCUAGCGUGCAUAAUCUCCGGAUUAAUUUGAUUGAUAAAACAAAAACAAAAUAAAGGUAGUAAGUCUUUCAUUUUUGAAAAAGCAUAUCAAGUAAACACGCAUCUUGUUUAACAAAAUAAAAGGUGAGAGAAGCAAUUUGACAAAGCAUACAGUGCCAUAACCAUGAUGUUCCGGGAGAUAUCGGUAAAAUACCGAGUAUCACCGGUUUGGCUGAACCAAUCAUCAAUCUGUUUGAGCGAGUAGGUGAAGUUUUGCUGAUAACAAUACUAUUCCGGGUUCCAAGUCUUCAUUUUUUGAGAGAAAAGAGUGUCCGGCAUGUUAUACAAAAUAUUUUUAAAUGUUGUGUUGCGCUAAUUCGCUAAAUUUAAAAUGGCGUUCAAAAUGGCGGCCAUAAUUUGUAAUAUGAUUAAAAAUCAAAUAAUGUAAUGAUUUAUAUGACAUAACUCUAUCAUGGUCUGGAAGAUUGGGUUUGGUUAAAGCCAAAAAGCGGUUGAAUGACCACUGGAUUGCCUUUUAUAGAGCGCGUUUAGAUUUGUUUGAUAAUGAAUGGUUGUCUGUAACCACCGAAGAGAUCUUUGAGCUCUUGACGAACUCCUCUGUAUUAAGAAAGGUACCAAAUGAGCUUUAUAUCAAUCAUUUAGAGUGCAGUUGAAAAGCUAUAAUUGGAAAGCUAUAAUUGGGUUCAGGCAUUUAGUUGACUUCUAUAUAUUACACACGUUAUGGCUUGUAAAGUAUGCAUUUGACCUAGGACGAACUUUUGGGUUGCUUGAAACUAUAAUAUCAACACAUUAGGUUGGUAAAACACUGAAUUACUUUAAAAGCGAUAUUUCAGAUUUGAUGUGCUUACAUGGGACUCACAGGAAUAUAUAUGGCAUGUAGUUUGUUUAAAUUUGCUCAAGAAGGGACAUUUGGUGGUUAAAUUGACUUUUAAUAUGGGAAAUAUAUGAACUAUGGUUAAAACUGCUUGGUGACUUAAGUAAUGAAUAGACUUUUCAAUUUUUUUUACCAAAACAUAAAUAAAUGAAAUAAUAACAAAGUCGAUAUUGAACAUAUUUGCAUUUUUACAUCUGACCUUGAUUUUGAAAAGCUUAUUUUUGUAAUUCAAUAUGAAAUACAUUAUAAAAUAGUUAUCAUCUGUUCAUAUGGAUAUGCAUUUUAAAAUGAAACAGUUACACUAUAUUAAUAAUGAAAUCUCUUGGAAACAACACUUUGUGGUAACCGCCUUGGAUAACACGUACCAGGAUAAAACCUAGUUGUCUUCUAUUUGUAAAUAAGGAUUAGACGAAAAUUGUUGUAUUUAGGAAAGGCGGUAGACUACCGCAAAAUUUGCAAUUUUAUAAUGGUGAUUCAGUAAUAGAUGUUGUAUCCAAAUAGUGUUAUUUCAGUAUUGUUUUAA
Mya arenaria is the source of this 2467-nucleotide messenger RNA. RefSeq names its product beta-1,3-galactosyltransferase 1-like. NCBI's taxonomy places the organism in Eukaryota, Metazoa, Mollusca, Bivalvia, Myida, Myidae. Gene Ontology annotation, molecular function: hexosyltransferase activity. Bases 2 to 1042 code for a protein of 346 amino acids. Gene Ontology annotation, cellular component: membrane. The transcript has a single exon. The record is from RefSeq and is a predicted model, not a curated record.